This is a messenger RNA of Plasmodium gaboni, 1854 nucleotides long. RefSeq names its product putative cyclin dependent kinase binding protein. Bases 1 to 1854 code for a protein of 617 amino acids. The transcript is spliced from 2 exons. NCBI's taxonomy places the organism in Eukaryota, Apicomplexa, Aconoidasida, Haemosporida, Plasmodiidae. The record is from RefSeq and is a predicted model, not a curated record. Gene Ontology annotation, biological process: regulation of cell cycle.
AUGGAAGGUGGGGGUUACUUUUCGCUUUAUGAGGAUUUUUUUAAAGAUGCUAAAAUAUUUUUGAAUACUAUUGAAAGUAAAAAUAAAAUAUUGGAUGUGAGUAAUAGUAGUACUACAAGUAGUAGUAUUAGUAGUGAUGAAGUGAGUGAUAUAUCUUCAAAUAAUAAUACAAAAAAAUAUGAUGAUAAUAAUUAUAAUGGUACUGGAAGAUAUUUAGAUUAUUAUUUAAAUAUAGAGAAUAAUAAGGCAGUAUGUUAUAAUAACAUGGAAGAAAGUAAUACAAUAUUACAACAUGAUAAUAAUAUUAAUAGUAUAAAUAAUAAUAAUAAUAAUAAUAGUAGUAAUGUUUUAUAUAAUGGGUCUUCAAAAAUUUUGUUAUGUUAUAAAAAUAAUUAUAAUAUAUGUUUAUCAUAUAAACCAUAUAAUGAGAAUAUAUAUAAUGAUGCAGCGAAUAUAAAUUAUUCCUUAUCAAUAUUUAGAAAAAAAGGUUCUCUUAAUACUACUUCUAAUAUAAAAGGAAAGAGGCAAAUAGAACCCAACUGGACGAAACAACAAAUAAGAGAGGCAUUAGAUUUAGAGAAGGGAAUUAAAAGAAAAACUCGUUCGAGGGGGAUAUAUGGAAAUGAUAAUAAUAUAAAUAAUUACAAUAUAAAUAAUUACAAUAUAAAUAAUUACAAUAUAAAUAAUUACAAUAUAAAUAAUUACAAUAUAAAUAAUUACAAUAUUAAUAAUGAUAAUAAAAGUAUGGGUUGGGGGGGAAUCGUUAAGUAUUUUAAUAUAUUUUCCAAGUUACCAUUUUUUUAUUUAUUUUAUCGUUCAUCUGAUAAAAAAAAAAAAAAAAAAAAAAAAAUUUAUAAAAAUGAAGUUAUGAAUGAUAUGAAUAGUUCUUUAUUUUAUAAUAACCAUUAUAAGAAUGAAAUAAAAAAAAAGAGUGAUAAUUCAGAUUUCAAAAAAAUGGCCCCCCAAAAAAAAAACGAAAAAAACAAAAGAAAUGAGAAAAAUAAUUUAUAUAAUGAUAAAAAGGAUAGUAUAAAUAUGAAUGAAAAUAAUAUUUAUAAGAAUAUGAACAAGUCAAAUCAUAUGUUGACUAAAAAUGAAAUAUAUAAAUCGACAAGUGUUAACAAUUUAGAUAUGGAUACAAAAAAGACAGAAGAAGAAUAUUUUUUAAAAAGAAAAAGAAAAAAAGAGAAUAAUAAAAAAGGGAUAUCAUAUGAAUAUUUAUUAAAACCUAGUAAACAUGAUUAUGAUGCAUUUUGUUUAUUUAAUCCAAGAUUUAAACAAGGUAAACAUCAUACAGUUAUGUAUUUACAAAGUUAUAAUGUAUCUAUAAUACCUUUUGUAAAAGCAAAAAAAUUAAAAGAAAGAGUUAAUCAAUUAUUUAGUGAAAUAAAUCCAUGGAUUCAUAAAUCUUUAACAUUAUCAAAAUUAAGAAAUUUAAAAAUUGAUCUUUUUAAUUUAAUAAAUAAUAUACCUGAAAUAGAUAUAUCAACUAUAUCAUGUGCAUGGGUAUUUUUUGAAAGACUAGUUAUUAAAGGAUAUGUGCAUAAAUAUAAUAGAAAGUUAUAUGCAGCUACGUGUCUUAUAUUAUCUUUUAAAUUUUAUCAACAUGAUGAUAUACAAAUAUUAGAAAAAUUACUUAUACACAUACAAAAGUUAGAUAAAAAAGAAAAUCUAACUCCUUCUCUUAUCUUUUCUGUGGAAUUCUUAGUCUAUCGACUUCUUGAGUUUUCUCUUCAACACACUUAUGAAAAUAUACGUCCACACAUACAUCAAUAUUUGGAGUCCAAGGAAUUAAAAUUUGAAGAUGUCUACGGCACCUCUGAAGAGAUUUAUUUAUAUUCAAAUAAAUCAUAA